AGGAGAUUCAGCUAAUUAGUAUCAAGAUGGCACAAUUAAUACGGCAGCGAACGUGAAACAUUGGUCACACUAAGACGUGGGACUUUUCUUGGCAAUGCAAGUUCCAUCUUUAUUAGGCUUAGUCCAGCCUGCCGUCGCAAUGGAUGACUUCCGGCCCCCGGAAAGCGUCAAGUACAUUGCUGACGCCAAUGCAGAUCAUACUAUCUGCUUCCUUCCCCUGCGGUUCGCGCACCAUUCUACAGCUCAAGCUGUCUCUCGUUUCCCUCUCAAUUCCAUACGCAACAUCGCACGAUGGCUUCAACGCUGCGACAAAACCCCGACCGAGGUGGCUAGUGAGCCUCUUACCAAUCACGAUAUGAUGGCCAUUAUGAAAUCAACAACACACGAAAGAGGUAAAGGGAACGAUGAUGACCCGUGUAAGAACGAUGUCAUGAAGGAUGACUGGGUCGAUGAGACUACUGCUUGAAGCACAGUAAUUUUCCCAUAUUAUGCCGUCGACGUCUUAUGGUGUUGAUAAGAGAGAACGGGAAAGGAAGGGAAAGAGAGGGAAAGGGAGGGAGAGGGAAAG
Molecule: messenger RNA, 568 nt
Organism: Fusarium oxysporum Fo47
Lineage: Eukaryota; Fungi; Ascomycota; Sordariomycetes; Hypocreales; Nectriaceae
Exons: 1
Coding region: 95-466 (123 amino acids)
Source: RefSeq, a predicted model, not a curated record